Messenger RNA from Diuraphis noxia (Russian wheat aphid), 4045 nucleotides. RefSeq lists its product as uncharacterized. Lineage: Eukaryota; Metazoa; Arthropoda; Insecta; Hemiptera; Aphididae. The record is from RefSeq and is a predicted model, not a curated record.
AAAAGUUGUUCUAACGACGAAAUACGCAGUGACAUCAACGAAUCUGAAGAGCCACUAGACCGAUCUUCUAGAUUUCGGAGGUCAUUGCAGUUUGCGCAGUCCAAAAACAUCGAUUCAAAUCACAAAAUCGCCGGUGAACUAGAGGACGUAUUGAAAAAAGUUCUGGGAAAAAAAUUACAGGCGGUCGRUGGGGAUAUUGUAGACGAUUAUUCAUUGAUUAAACCUGUAUCUCCGUUAAAAAAACCUACUUUCAUCACGGUUGAGAGCCUCAAGAAAACAAAAAACAACUUGCGACACUUAAACGAAGACAAGGAUAAAGAAGACGAUGGAAUAGAGACGGACGUGAAACCCACUGGAGACUCAAGAAGCUUAGACUACAGGGGUUCGGCACUGACUAGGACCGAAGAGUGGUACAACAGACGCAAAUCUUACGGAUUCGAGAAAGUGACAACAUCAGAUCACAGCGGCAAGUACACUACAGAUCCAUCGGCAAUGGAUUCAUCGACAGACAGUGGUAUUUGCCGUUCAACCGAAAACGGACUAUCGAACUCGAGCAGGCAGUCGUCAGUCGAUCGUGAGUCUAUCGCCGAUCUAGUCAAAAAGUAUUCCAACAAGGAGAUCAACAACAACACUCAGGUUCACGCAUACAACACGACCGUAGUCGCYAAAGGAAAGAUACUUGAAGCCAUUAAUAGCUUAAGGUCCAAAUCGAGUGCUUAUUUCGACGUUGUCAAGCCUAGCGACACCAUUUCGGAGUCCACAGAAAACGACGAGAGUGAAAAAGAACAGGUGCACGCUAGACGACUGUCGGUUGGUAUGGAUAUGGCGAUGGAUAAAAAUGUUGAUAGAGAUGAAGUACCAAAACGUCAUUCGAUAGCAGUAGUAAGCGAAGUGGCAGACAAGGAACCCAGCAUUGAUAAGAAAAAUGGCAACAAGAAAGUAGAAUUUUGUAGGACCGAGGUACACUUCGAUGCUACUCCGGGUAAGAUAAACAUCGUGGACAUGGAAGACAAACCAGCCCCAGCACAACUGUAUCGACCUAAAAAGAGGUACAACCGUCCACCUGAGAAGAGCRGCCACGGGCUUCCGGAAUAUCGGUUUGGGGAUGACGUUCAAAGUGACGUCGUCUUGCAGAUCAAUGGAACCGGAAAUCAAAACGGYGGCAACGAGUGUCCGACGACGGAAGACGAGACCACAGACACAGGCAAUAGCAUGCCAAAAAGCAUACUGAAACGGCAACAGCUGCAGCAACUGCAACAGMCACCGCAGCACCAACAGCAACCGCAUCACCAACAACAGGUGCAGCACCAACAACAACAACAACAACAGCAGCAGAAUACCGCGGAUAAUUCCGGUGGAGUUGCGUCCGAUAACGGCAUCGAAGUGAGGAUCUCUUCGACGGAAUCUACGCCCGUAGACUGUAGACGAGCGUCCUGGUCCGUGGCCGACAGGGUGAAACAGGUGGAGGCCGUAGGGUUCUCGACCCGAGUGAACUUCACCGAGGGCGAGACGACGGCCGUGGGCUUCGACCCUGCUGAUCCCAGAAAACAUCGGUACUCGUACAACGGGUCGGCCUCUCCGGUUUGGUACCAAAAUAACGGCAACAAUCCAUCGGCCACCGCAGAUACUUCGGCGAAGUGCCACGAGAAACUGUUGGUGCGAAUCGGCGGCGGUGUUGGCCACGCAACCAGCAAAUCGGCCGCCGCCGACCUGUGCGCGUUCUCCCGGUGCUUCAGCGACCAGACGACGGGCGAUCACCUUCCGCUGUCGUCCGCGUCGCUGGUGAUGAACACCAAGUUCCGGACGACGGAACAGCCCAGCACGUACCUGGAAGAGAUGAACACCAAGAURCUGGGCCGAUUCCAGAAGGCCGUCAGCACGUCGUGGCCAAGGUGUGGCCACAAGACCUACCCGGCGCCGGCCACUAGAAAGCACAACGUGCUGAAGAGCUGCGCGGACAUUAAGCGCGACAGGGCCACCACGAAAUGCAUGCCGGAUGUCAUCGGCGCACUGGACGAUCUGAGCAAGAGCAUAGACGCGCAGAUCGUGGACCACACCGCCCACCGGCAUCACGUGACGCUCAUCAAAGUGCGUCAGCCGUGUGACGAAAUCCACGGCCGGCUGGAGUACGCCAAAGAUCUCAUGAGCACGGACGAGACUAGUGAGGAGAGUUUAAAGGCUGACGAGGAAGUGAGGUCGUACAUGGCCGCCGACUGCAUUAACGAAGACGACCGGCUACCGGACUGCAAUAAUCUCAAAAAGCUCAUAUCUACUGUAAAAAAAAAUAUCAAACAAUCACAAUGUUCUCAAGAAAAUCUUCUAAAAAAAAUGGAUGUUAAAACGUACGAAUCGACAUUGGUGGUGCCAAAUGUCACUUCGGUUUUGUUGAACCACGAGAAACAGUUGGAACCCGAACGGUCUCAGUUCCAACCGGUGAGCGUGCAAACCUCGCAAGUGACACACGUUGUAAAUCACCAGUUUGAAGACUCGCUCCAAAAACAGCCWAGCAAACGUGUGCCGGUAAAAAUCGUACAAGACAAUCGCAAGAGCAAACCAAAAACGGAGGCACCUGUUACCAAAACGUGUGCCACCGUUUCUUUGAAACAGGUUCCUAUGACGGUGCAACCGAAACCGGUGCAGUGUAACGAGAGUAAAAAAAAACCCACCGAAAAGAAGGAGUCGAUAUACGGCAACAUCGGGUACCGCGCCAACAGUCUCAGGAUCAAGGACAAGCCGGCCGCCAGCAAACAGGCGCAGGACUUGUUCAGCACGGGCCGGGAUAGCUGGCUGAACAUGCCCAAAGACCUGGGUCCCAAGCUCAACAAGUCCAAAGCGACCACUUACAAAUGUCGCGUCAGCCGGAAGGAGACGGCGGACUCGGAGGUUUCGGUGUUGGAAGAACUAAAUCGUGCCGCUGACGAGAUACUGAAAGCCGUCAAUGGGUACACCGACGACGAGUCGCAACCCCCGAACGACGCCUGCGACAACAGGCCGAGGACAAAACCAGAUCACUCUGAAGCGAAGCUCAAAAACAAAAAGAAAGCCGCUCGACUUUUGCAGCGGGCCAACAGCAGGGAAGCACUGUUGCACCUGGACGAGGUCAGUUCUUCGGACGAAGACGCCGCGGACGAAGUUCAAAGAGUCAAACCGAAAAUGCAAAGGAAAACUAAGAGCCAGCCACAGGCCAACUCCAACAGUGUCGCCACUAAGACCACAGCUAGUUUUACGAAAAAAAUCCAAAGUCGUGCACAGAACGUAACGAAAACUAAUGUGCAGCACAAAGUUCAUCCGACGUAUUACGGAAACGUGUCAAGUUGUACGCAAACGCCGAUAAAGUUCCGCAACAAGCCUUCGGAGACUUUGACGAAACAAAUCGUCGUCGAUCAAAAGRGUACGAAAGGAAGGUACCAGUGCAAGAUAACAACAAAAACUUUUAAUUCCAAGUAGGUAAAUUACUUUUGCUUGGUCAUUUGGCGAACCACUAAAUAAAGCAACCGAAACCGUUCUAUUUAAAUGGCAUCGAUGUUUUAACUUGUUCUGCUAAAAACUCAAAGGUUCAGUCGARGAGAACAAGAACUCUCUCAAAGGAUGUUAAAUAUGAUAUUAAUUAUUAUUACAUUAAUAUGUUAGAAUAAGAACUUUUUGUUAAACAAUUUAAACAAUUAUAAAUCUAACUUAACAAAAUAUUUAAAUAUUAUACUUCGACCAUUAAUGUUACGCGUUGGCAUGCGGUCCUAACUAGAAAUAUUAAUUUAUAUAUCAACAAUAAUUGUUUGUAAAAUAAAAAAAAAUACUGAAAAAAUUAGGUGAAAUAAUUUUACAUUAGUUUACAUGUUUUUUUUAUAUAUAAAUAUAUAUUAUAUUUACUAGUGUCUCGUUUAGUCUUUCAUCGUGUAUUACUACCUACUAUAUAUUAUUAACCUUAUAUUAUUGUCGAACGAACGUUGACGUAAAAAUAAGGUUGUUACGCCUAAUAUGUUAAAAACAAAAGAAUAUAUACUUACUUAAUAUGUAUAAAUUCAAAAUAAUAAUAAAUUGUGAUUUA